CCGGGCAACAUACUGACGGUACCAGCGCUGGAUCAACAGAGCCGCUCUGAUUGCUAAAGAUCACGGGAGAGAGAAGAGGGAAGCACUUGAUCAUAACCAUGCUGAGCCAGGAGCAGCUGUCGUUGGUGUGACUCCCAGCGGUGCUACCAGAAGGAAGAGGUGGGAGAUGUCUGAUACUCAAGGACUCCGCUCAUUCAUGUACGCUUAUAGGAGAUCUGAAGCAGUAUCCCACAGCCCUCAGACACACAGAACCAACCACAGCCUUAAGUCCGUCGCGAGUCCGACUGAUUGACCGCCAAGCUCAAGCACCAUGUCCUUUACGUUCAUUGUCAUGAUGAUGCUUCUGGGCUCUUCAGUGGUGAUUGCAUUUGUCUUGCAGCCAUCCAGGGAAGAACCUGCAGCCUCUGCUAACUCUCCAGUUUACCAUCACAGGUGUGGGUCAUUGCAGUCCAUGAGGAAGGGUCUCCUCAGGGCUCUCAACUUGCAGGCUGAGCCACAGCUGCCUGUUGGUGGGCUGGACGGUGUCAGACAGCAGUGGAGGAAGACCUUCAGGACCCUCACUCACAGAGCUAAGGACACUGCAGUUCCAGCAGUGUCUGUGUCACCUGAUGCUGGAAAUGGAACGAGCCUGGAGUGCUGCUCCAUGGCUUCUGAGAUCUUUAUGAAAGAUCUGGGAUGGGACAGCUGGGUGAUCCAUCCUGCCAGCCUUACCAUCGUUCACUGUGCAAUCUGUAACCCUGAUCUGAACACUGUGCAGUGUCCAUCAUCCCAUGCCAACAUCCAAGAAGCUGACUCACAGGUGUCCUGUUGUCAGCCCACCUCCCAGGAAAUGGUGCCUGUUCUCUACGUGGAUGAAUUCAGCACCGUGGUCAUUUCCUCCGUGCAGCUGACCCGCAGCUGUGGCUGUGGGCCUGGCACCCUCCAGCAGCCCGGCACAGAGUAAAGUUUGUUUUAUAGUCCUGAGUAUGUGAGCCACCUGGCACACACACAAACACAUAAAAUACAGAAGAUGUGGAUAAUACAUUAUAUGCAGGCGUAUCUUCUCUCACUAAACUUAUCUUAGAUCGUCACAGUGUGUAUUCAACACUGAGCAUGGGAACCAAAGCAAAGUGUCCCUAAAAACUAAGUUUGCAUUCCUGUUUCUCCUUUCUAACCAGAAUGUGCCAGCACAGAUCUGCUGAGCCAGCCAAACACAAAACUGAUCGAUAAUGUGUGUUUAAGAUAAAUCAGGUCAUCCGUUUUACCACUAAAAUAAUAAUUGACCUCAAAUUACAAUCUAUGUUUGGAUAACAGUUAACAAACAAUUUUAAAAAUGUUUUUUUAUAGCUGAAUUCAAGCAUUUCUGUCGCACUAAGAGCUGGAAGUGAAGUGCAGCUGACACUCGUCUAAUAAAAGGCAGACAGUUUAUCUUUAAAUAUGUCUCAUGAGUGCAGAGUGCUAUUUAAAGCUACUAACUGUUACUCAGUGUUCCUUCCAAAAAAUGUGAGACGGUGCAGAGCCAAAUCCUCGCACAGGCCAGUUGUCUCCUCACUGAUCUGUGAAACAACUGUUUCCUCUUAAGGGCAAGAAAAUAACUUGAUCCCAAAACUCAACCUGAGGUCAAAUAAAAAAUAUUUCAAAAAUUACCUGAUAAAAAUCUAAUCUGAUUAUUGUGAAUAAAGUAAACUGAUUACCAUGCUGAAGGUCAGAGUAACAGGAGAAGAUUGUGUACACCAGCUUAACUCCCUGCACCUGAAUCUUAGUAUUACAACAACAUCACUCUGUGCUGUCCUUUUCCACAAAAGACCAUUGACAAUGUUCCAUUUUCAUGUUUCCACUGGUAGAAAAAUGACAUUGCUGCCAUGCAAACCUCCAAAAAUUGUAACUGUAAUUAACAAAUUUGGAUUUAAACAUAAAUAAAACAACGCGUAAAAAAUAGAUCAAGAAAAAUCUGAGUACUUUCUC
This is a messenger RNA of Epinephelus moara (kelp grouper), 1944 nucleotides long. It is a transcript of the gene gsdf, whose product is annotated as gonadal somatic cell derived factor. The record is from RefSeq and is a predicted model, not a curated record. The transcript is spliced from 7 exons. Bases 311 to 943 code for a protein of 210 amino acids. Lineage: Eukaryota; Metazoa; Chordata; Actinopteri; Perciformes; Serranidae. Gene Ontology annotation, molecular function: growth factor activity; cytokine activity. Gene Ontology annotation, cellular component: extracellular region. Gene Ontology annotation, biological process: SMAD protein signal transduction; BMP signaling pathway.